AUGGCUGAUGGCAAUGGUAGCAACCUCAACACCAAUGUUGCCAUCCUUCAAACCCUAACUGCUAUUCAACAACAGAUGCAACAAAUGGUGGAGGCAAUGAAGAAUCUGCAAACGAGUCAACCUCGACAUCAAGGGGUUCGUCGUCAUGUUGAAGGAAGGGCCAUUCCCAAUCUUCCACUACAUGAGAAUGUUCCAGGUUCCGAUUCAGAUGAGGAAAAUCAGAUCUCUGAUGGAGAGCAAGGUUUUGAUCCUCCUUACCCAAAGAUCAAAGCAGAUCUGCCAUUUUUCUCAGGAAAUCUUGAUGUGGAGGAUUUCCUUGAUUGGGUUGCCGAGGUCGAGAAGUAUUUUGAAUUGAUGAGCAUCGCAGAACACCUACAAGUCAAGUAUGUGGCUUACAAACUGCGUGGUGGGGCUUCGGCAUGGUGGGAGCAACUUCAGGGCAAACGAAGGCGACAACAUAAACAACCAAUCCGUAGUUGGAGGCGUAUGAAGGAGGCGCUAAUGUUCAGAUUUUUGCCAUCAGAUUAUGACCAGAUUUUGUAUCAAAGGUAUCAAGAUUGUAAACAAGGUGUUCGAACAGUCCAACAAUACACGGAGGAAUUCCACCGGUUGUCGGCGAGGAAUAAUUUGUCAGAGACUGAAGCUCAGCAGACCGCAAGGUUUAUGAGUGGUCUUCGAACCACCAUCCGAGAUCGUGUAGAAUUAGCACCGGUGUAUGGGGUAGAUGAAGCCAUCAAUCGUGCUAUGAAAGUAGAAGCACAACUGAACCGCGCAACCAGAGGACAACCAACAGAGCAUAGAGCUGGAGAUUCAUCGCGAGGUCACAAUCAAGGGAAUAGACCGAACACCAGUCAGAUUGAAAGCUCUCAACCUUUUGGAAAGAAAACGCCAGCAGAAAGCUCAAAAAUGACUGAGCCGAGUAGUCACAACCAGCUACAAGGUGGUCCACAGAACCGGCAGAAUUCCAAUCCAUAUGCUCGAGAACGAGGUAAUAAGUGCUAUCGUUGUAAUCAACCGGGGCAUCUGUCAAACAAUUGUCCCAAACGGGGUCAGGUUAAUAUGGUUGAACAUGAAGACGGGUUCGAGGCAACAGAAGAGCAUUACACUGUGGGGCCAGAUGAUGUGUAUGAGGAGGAUGAACAGGCUGUUUGUGUGGUUCGCAAAUUAGCACUAACUAUGGAGUCAAUAGCGGAGGAUCCACAAAGGCACAAUCUUUUCCGAACAAGUUGCAAGGUUAACCAACGAGUGUUUGAGGUUAUAGUGGAUGGUGGCAGUCAGGAGAAUCUAAUAUCUCGGGAGAUGGUUAAUCAAUUAAAGUUGAAGUUGAGAAAACACCCUCAUCCUUAUAAAAAUUGGGUGGAUCAAGUCUAUGGGUGA
Dioscorea cayenensis subsp. rotundata (Guinea yam) is the source of this 1377-nucleotide messenger RNA. RefSeq lists its product as uncharacterized. Gene Ontology annotation, molecular function: nucleic acid binding; zinc ion binding. The transcript has a single exon. Lineage: Eukaryota; Viridiplantae; Streptophyta; Magnoliopsida; Dioscoreales; Dioscoreaceae. The coding region runs from base 1 to 1377 and encodes 458 amino acids. The record is from RefSeq and is a predicted model, not a curated record.